Rattus norvegicus (Norway rat) is the source of this 9542-nucleotide messenger RNA. Lineage: Eukaryota; Metazoa; Chordata; Mammalia; Rodentia; Muridae. The record is from RefSeq and is a predicted model, not a curated record.
UGGCUCAACCUCAACCCAGGUCGGCCCGGCCCCGGUCUCAGAACGAAGGCGCCGCUGCCGCUGGGCCUCUCGCAGGGCCAUGAAGAAGCGGCGGCAGUCACUGCGGCCCUCGUCAAGGUGACCAGCCCGGACUACAGUGGACCUCUCAGCCAGGUUAUGUCACCAGCAGAGGUGGCGCCGAAGUUCCCUGCGGCCUGGAGACUAUGUACAAGAGGAAUGGUCUGAUGGCUAGCGUGUUGGUCACCUCUGCCACUCCACAGGGCAGCAGCAGCUCCGACUCACUGGAGGGCCAGAGCUGCGACCAUGCCAGCAAGAGCUACGAUGCUGUCGUCUUCGACGUUCUGAAAGUGACUCCUGAGGAGUUUGCCAGUCAGAUCACAUUGAUGGACAUCCCCGUGUUCAAAGCCAUCCAGCCAGAGGAAUUGGCCAGCUGCGGAUGGAGUAAAAAGGAGAAACACAGUCUUGCCCCCAAUGUCGUGGCCUUUACUCGGAGGUUCAACCAGGUCAGUUUUUGGGUCGUACGAGAAAUUCUAACAGCACAGACUUUAAAAAUAAGGGCAGAAAUCCUGAGCCAUUUUGUGAAAAUAGCCAAGAAACUUCUAGAACUCAACAACCUUCAUUCUCUCAUGUCUGUGGUGUCAGCAUUACAAAGUGCUCCCAUCUUCAGGCUGACAAAAACCUGGGCUCUUUUAAAUCGCAAAGACAAGACCACUUUCGAGAAACUGGACUACCUGAUGUCAAAAGAAGACAACUACAAGCGAACUCGGGACUACAUCCGAAGUCUGAAGAUGGUGCCCAGCAUUCCUUAUCUAGGAAUCUACCUUCUGGACUUGAUCUACAUUGAUUCUGCAUACCCUGCCUCUGGCAGCAUCAUGGAAAACGAACAAAGAUCCAACCAGAUGAACAACAUCCUCCGAAUCAUUGCCGAUUUACAAGUUUCCUGCAGCUAUGAUCACCUCACUACCCUGCCACACGUGCAAAAGUACCUGAAGUCUGUGCGCUACAUUGAGGAGCUCCAGAAGUUUGUAGAAGACGAUAAUUACAAGUUGUCACUCAGAAUCGAACCAGGAAGCAGCUCUCCAAGACUAGUCUCUUCCAAGGAAGAUCUUGCAGGCCCCUCUGCCGGCUCCAGCUCAGCCAGGUUCCGCCGGAGGCCCACCUGUCCAGAUGCAUCUGUGGCCGGCAGCCUCCCCACACCGCCAGUCCCCAGACACAGGAAGAGCCACAGUCUGGGCAACAAUCUGAUGUGUCAGUUGAGUGUAGUUGACAGUAAGAGUGCCACAUUCCCAUCGGAGAAGGCCAGGCAUCUGCUGGACGACAGUGUCCUAGAGUCCCGCAGCCCCCGCAGGGGCCUCACCCACACCUCCUCUACCGCCAUCACCAACGGACUCUCCCUAGGCAGUAGUGAGAGCUCAGAGUUUAGUGAAGAAAUGUCUGCAGGGCUGGAAAGCAGGGGACGUCUUUAUGCCACGCUGGGGCCUAACUGGCGGGUUCCAGUUCGGAAUUCUCCCAGAACUCGGAGCUGUGUCUACAGCCCCACGAGCCCUUGCACCUGUACUGUGGGAAGCUCAGCCACUGUGCCCACUAUGGAGGGGCCUCUGAGACGGAAAACCCUGCUCAAGGAAGGCCGGAAGCCUGCACUGCCCUCGUGGACCAGGUACUGGGUUGUACUCUCAGGAUCCACCCUCCUUUACUAUGGAGCCAAGUCCUUGCGGGGCACAGACAGAAAACAUUAUAAAUCUACACCUGGCAAGAAGGUCUCCAUCGUAGGCUGGAUGGUGCAGCUGCCUGAUGACCCCGAGCACCCAGACAUCUUCCAGCUGAAUAACCCUGACAAAGGCAAUGUUUACAAGUUCCAGACGGGCUCCCGUUUUCAUGCGAUACUGUGGCACAAGCAUUUGGAUGAUGCGUGUAAAAGCAACAGGCCUCAGGUAACUUCCUCAGAUCUUGCAUGUCAGCAGAAACCUUUAGACAACAGGUCUCCCUUUUUCCCUCAGAGCCCACUAGGGAUGCUCCCAAGGCACCUGUUCUAAGAUUUUCCCAUGAGUCAAGGCAACCCUUGCACGAAUGAAGCCUGGCCUAGACCACUAAAAAAAUGCAACAGACAUACCCAUUGGGGAACAGGGAGGUGGCAAGUGUGAUGUCAUCCAGUGUUCCAGCUCUAGCAUCUAUUUAGUUUGUCCCCCAGAGCUGAUUUCAUAGGGAAACUGCAAACUGACUAAUAGGUCUGUUUCUCUGCCCGCUACCUGGGGAGUGUCUUAGUAAUAUAUAAAAUAUUUAGGGACAACCAUGUGCCAGGCAAGGCUACUGGACCUAGGUCUGGUCUAGCCUCUUCCUCUGCUGUUCCCACCCCCUUCCUUGUCACCCAUGGCUUUACAUGCAGCCGUUGGCAGAGUGUUUCUAUGUCCCUAUGUUGUGGGUUUUCUUAGUGUUUCCAUUGUACACAGAGGGGCCUGAGGCUCGGAAGUGAAGGACACCUGUGCAAGGUGCCACAGUGAGUGAAUGGUGGAGCUGGGACCCAACUCAGUUCACCUGAUUCUCAACACCUUGUAGCUCCUGACUGAGAGUCCCUGUCAUUGUCCCAGACAGAGAGCCAGGAGUACAGCCCCUGACGGGCACACCUGUCACAGAAAUGGCAGCCUCCAUCCUUAACACAGGUGGGGUUGAGUCGGAGUGUCCUUCCUGCAUGCCACACGGGCAGCACUGAUGCCACAAGGAAGCCCAGAGUACACUGACCUGUGCGCCUGCCGUGUGCCCACCCUGUCCUCACGACCAAAUGUCAAAGCACAUUCACUGUGGUGCCGUCCAUGAUAGGACACCAGAAACCUCCAGCCUGCCUGAGCUCCCUGAGCAACACCAGACAGCUAUCAGCAAGAUGGUGGCAGGCCUAUGGAGGUCAGAAGGCUUUGGAGUAGGCAAGGAUGAUCUCAUUUCUUUUAAAUACACGUGAAGAUUUACUGUAUGUAUGUGAGCACAUUCAUGUAAGAUUUCUACGGUGGUACACAAGAAACUAUAAUUGUAUAAUUUUAGAGUGCUUACUUACCUGUGGCAUAGAUGAUCAGAUAGACAGACAAAGGCUUUUUCAGUGGUGCUGGAGGUUGACCCCUGGGCCUCAAGCAUGCUGGGUAAUUAGUCUGCCAUAGAGGUACACUCCUGGCCAAGCUUGCUUAUAGCUACCCAUUACAUCAGUGUCACUGCCCAUCUCCCAUUUGCGCCCACUGCCAUCUCAGGGCAACAAGGAGAGCAAGAGGCUGAAGCUUGAACGAGGUCGCUGCUGCGGCAAGAUGCAUUAAGAGGAAAACCUGGAUCUUCCAUUCCAGUCUCAUCAGCUUUGGGCUUCCUUCCCUUCCCUGAGCUAUCAGCAAAGAGAAGCUCACCAGCCAUACAUAGGUGGCCCCAGGACCUGUAUGCAAGACGCCAUGUGGUUCUAGGUCUGCCUGGCAGCCUUGAGAUAGGCACCUGGUGGGGGGACAAGACAAUCUCAGCCAGGAGCAGCAAGGGGAGGCCUGAGUGACUUCAUGUUCAGGAAUAACAGCAGCCAGAAAGUGCAGCAAACACAUGCAGCAGACUGGCAUGUUGUCCAGGAGACUCCUCAGUGGGAUUUCAUGCACUGGCCAGUACGGUAUGCCAUGGCCAGGUCCUGUCAUGUGUUUGUCUCCAGUGUUCAGACGUAGGGAAAGAAGGAUUGUCUUUUUAUACCUUGGUUCUUUUUUUUUUUUUUCGGAGCUGGGGACCGAACCCAGGGCCUUGUGCUUCCUAGGCAAGCCCUCUACCACUGAGCUAAAUCCCCAACCCCACCUUGUUUCUUUUUUAUUUCCAAUUUGCUUUUCACCAAUUUGCUUUUAUACUGUGAUGUAUAAAACCUGGGGACAACCUCAAUACUCCAUGGUAGAGGCUUACUUAAAUCAGUCACCGUGCACCCGAGAGACAGCUCAGGAAAGGCAUGGAAAAGGGCAUCACAGCGGUGUGGCCUUCCUCAUGGAAUCUGUGAUGAAGACUGGUUCUAUCUGCACGUCUUAAACUUGUUUGUUCUGACACUGAAUCUACUUAAGCUUAUUUAUAAUGUGUGUGUAAGAAACAAACAACAGUAGAGCUAGAUGUGGUAACACUCAGGAGGCUGAGGCAGGAAGAUCAUGGGGCCAGCCUGGGCUACAUAAACAACCAAAGAAGACAACAAACAAAAACAGCAGUAGAGAAACACUAUAUACUCACCUCAGACAGAACCUAGAAACCCUGACAGGUCCUGAGACCUCCCCUCCCCUAAGUCAGUCUCUCCCUCCCUAACUCCCCUCCUCUCCUGGUGUGUGUUACUUCCCUGUCUUAUUUUACUGUGGUCCUAGGGAGGAGACCCAGGCCUCAGCUGCUAGGCAAGUGCUGCCACUGAGCUAUGCCCAGCCCUCAUUCACAGUGUAAAAACCUCACUUAAAACAGCCAUGCCUGUGUGCUCCCCCUGCUCCCUGCUCCUCUGCACCACGUGUGGCUACAGGGUCACUGCCACACCUCUCUUCUCCAUCAGCUCUGCCUGUCAUCUCAGAACUGAGUCCCUCCCUGUUCCUUGCUCCUAUGAGGCCAUGAACGUUCUUGGAACUGCAUCUUUCUCUGAUUUCUCGUUUUGGUGAAACUGACACCAAGAUGGGUUUUUGUUUUUGUUUUUGUGAAAUAGUGUCUAAUCAUACCAACUAGAACACAAAAGUAAUGCCAAAGGGGGAAGUUCAGAGCUGGGGUCUAGAGGCAGCUGAGGGCCAGGCAGUGCUCUGGCAGGGAACUGGCAGCCUGUGGGGAGGUUUUGGAGAAGAUGAUCUUCCCAUACUUGCACCUUCCUAGCCACUCUCCACCCUCCCUUAAGACAUUCCCCACACUCUGGCCUAGUUUCCCCUCAGAGACAGUCACCACCACACCACACAGUUAGUUGUCUUUGACUGAGAGGAUGGUGCUGAAGAAUGUGGGUUCAGGUCCCAGCACUAACUCUAUGUUUGGCCUCAGUCUCUUCAUCUUCAUUAUGGUGACCCUUCUAGCAUCUGCCCAAUAGAGUUCAUGUGAGGACUCCAGAAACAGUGCAUAUGAAACAGUCAGAGUAUUGCCUGGCACAGGCAGUCACUCCCCAGUGGCAGUUCUCAUUGCCAUGUCCUUCCCUCCCCAUACUUGUAAGGCCCUAACUGUAGGAACUACCCUACCCUUGACCCUUUCUGUGGAUUGAAACUUUGACAAAAGGGCGAGCUUUCUCUUCUAGGUACCCGCAAACCUUAUGUCAUUUGAAUGAGUAUCUGCAGGACUUGGCGUGACAGCAAAGGCUUCUGAGAGCCUAGACUAGGUCUGGCGGAGGAGGGCAGCUCUGGGCGUAAGCUGUGGGCCAAGGCACUGGAGUCUCAUAGCUGGACUCGAGGAAUAUGGCUGUGGCCUCACAGUCCUGGAUGGCUCCCCAGUGUGAGAUCCACCUAUCAACCCACAGCAACUCUCAUGAAUCAUCCUGCAGCAGCACCCCACCAGGUGGUUGUCAGACCCCAAACUGUACACCUCUCUGGACCAUCAUCUGUUCACCAGCUGCUUCUGCAUCAGGGGAGCAUUUGACCCAUGUUGGGUUCUCCGUGCUUUGUGCUGCACACAGAGUAGAUGGUGGUAAUCUUCAAGAGGGCUGGAGAGCAGAGAUGGGCUGCUGGACAGGCUUGUUACACCCCAAGUGCACAGGCCACUCACCCACAGGGCCGCCUCAGAUUUUGUAUACCCCCAAAAGCAUCCUCUGCGUGCGUGCGUGUGUGUGUGUGUGUGUGUGUGUGUGUGUGUGUGUGUGAGAGAGAGAGAGAGAGAGAGAGAGAGAGAGAGAGAGAGAGAGCUCUGAAAAACAUACAUUUUGGCACAAGACUUGUAACAUCACAUACUUACUGGCUUUGAGGCCCUGCUUGAAGCUCUAGUUACAGCCUUGUCCUCUAAGAAAAGUCUGAAGGGAGUCCAGAAGCUCCGUGUUAAGGGUCCCUUGAGUUCUUUUACUGUAAACAAACGAUGCCUUAAAUCGUGUCUCGUUUUCUGUUCCUAUGGGUGCUAUUCAUCUGGACGGCCUGUUCCCUGGGCCCCAGGCCCUCCUGGGUCUUGUUGUCAGCCCGCCUGAGGCAGAAUCAUUUCAGGACCGUGUAUUGGACACUGGCCUGCUUGCUCCCUGCCAUGAGCUUUCCUGGUGGGCCUAUGGCCUUCCUUCUCUUUCCCACUCCUGCCAUGCUGGUGUGGGAAUCUGGGGCCUUUUCUCCCAGCAGCUUGGAGGCCCCCAUAGUGAUCGGUGGUCAGAAGCUAUGCCACCCCGCAUUCUCCCACAGGACAGAAUUGUGCUCCUGUCUUCUCACCCUUGCCACCACUGCCAGGGCCGGCCACACUGAUUCCUGAUCACACAGGGAGCUGAGUGACACGGAGGCCUUAAGCCCCCUCAGUCUUGUUCUAAAUGUAGUCACCAGCAAGUUUUCCAAGUCCAAGGGCCCAGUUGUUGAUGACCAGGUGACAAGAAAGCCAAACCCUAGGGAGUGAGAUGUCCAGCCUCUGCAUUCAUGAACCUUUAUCUGUCACCUGUUGUCAUAAGUAAGGUGAUUUUCACUUUGCACAUUUUAAUCCAAGUGUAUUGCCCCUUGUCAUCACUAAUGCUCUCUGUCCCUCUUCCUCUUCUUCUUCCUCUUCCUCUUUCAAUCUGGGUACCCUAACUCUGACAAGAAAAACCCUCAGUUUUCUGGAAAAGGCUGAAUUUCUGGGUCCCUGUAGGUAUCAUAUUAACCAAUCAUGAGUCUGUCCCAAGAACAGUGGAGAAGCUGCAGACAGCACCAUGACCAUGAACUUGCCACCAGAAAGCACUGCAUUACAAACAAAUGGUGACAUGGCUCUAAACAUGUGGAUGACUUGGUGGGGGCAGGUAGUUGUCACCAUGGAGGUACGUUUUGGUCAAGCCUUGCCGUACUCUGAAGCUAGCCUUCCUGUGGUCAGAGCCUGGAUAUUUUCAUGCUGAGAGGAACUCCACGUGGUAAAGUUGAUGGCAUCAAACCUUGACCACAGCUGCCUUGCACAUCCACCCACACCAGGGGUCCAGGUGUGUGCAGCGGAUUCUUCCAACAUCGUUCCAGCUAGAAUCCAGAAGAUGAAGGACAGUGUCAGACACUCCAGGCAUCUCCAAGCAGAACCAUAUAUGGUCACUCUUUAACCUCUACCAACCCUGAUCCUGCCUGCUAACUCCUAGAAAGCCAGCAUGUCAGCUUCUAGUUUCCUUGAGGCGCCUCUGCUCUGGAGUUCAUACAUGAUCAGUGUCAGACAUCAAAAGCCCCAGAACUUCAGUCCCACUCAGAGAACUUUCUGCCCUUUACAGGUUUGUCUUACCAGACACAAGUGUUUUCUUCCAGGCCUAAUCUGAAAGAGCACAAUCACAAUUAUUUUCCAAGUGUUUAAUCUCCCUAAUUGAAACCAAAUUCCCUCCCCUCCCACAAGCAUCCUUAUCAUGGACUCUUGAAGACAACUGCUUGGACUUUAUUAGUGAAAAGCCUCAUGGGACUCUUGUGAGCCUCGAACAUGGCAGGAGAGCCCUGUAGAUGGAGUUAAAAGAUAUUUGACUCUCCAAGCAGGGACUUAGGCCAAGCAUACAAGCUCAGUGCUAAUAUCCCCAGUGCUGGCUUGUCGCAGGGGAGGUGGCCAGGUCACAUGACAGGGGCAGAGGUCCUAGGUGGAUUCUUAGCCUGGAAGGAAAAUGUUCUGCACUUUUGCUCCAUUGUCCAUAGCACACAUACUGUGAAACUGUUGGUGGUCCUGCCAGUUACUGCCUUGCAGACAGACCAUGGCACCCCAACCUGAGAGCUGUAGAAUGCCAUUUAGAAACUGGGAUGGGCAGCUGGUAGUAUUAUGAAGUCCCAAGAAAAGCCCACUCACUUACAAUAGGAGUAACCUCUGUCCCUCUUUAAUGUACAAGUUUUGUAACUCAAAGUUAGCCAAGUGUAUGCUGGCAAGCAAGAUACCUUGAGGAGACUUGACUUGGUAGGAAGCACCUGAACCACUCUCCUACAUAAGCCAGCAGGAGAGUUUGGCCCUUCCCCUCCCCUGACCAGACGCCCCGGGGCAUUUGUUGGACCAAGAUGCUGAGCAGGUGGACACAGCCGUGUCUUGCUAGCAGGCUCUCUAUAUUUCUCCUUCUUACCAAGAAGGCCAGAGUCUCUUCCGUCACUUAACUCUUGCCUCUCAAGCCUAAGAAAGGUGUGCUGGUAUUUUGUUUGUUUCCUUGUUUGUUUGUUACUAUCAACUUUCAGGUGGAAAAUGAUCUGUAAAACUGGGAAGCCAUUUAUAAGCCAAGACUGCUUUCAUCUGCAUGUGGGGUCCAGAGCUUUGCAACCUCUAUUGAAUAUUGCCAAAAGCACAGCUUCUCUUCUGUGUGACCCUAUGUCAUAUUGAUAUGUUGGGUGAUUUCAUGUUAUAAAACAAAAACAAAAACCCCACCCUGCACAAAGCUCUUUUGAAAGUGUAUUUAUUGUACAAACAUUCAUCCAUAUCUCUAGUGAAUACUUCUUAUUCACCAGGCUCUACCCAGACUGAAAUGGCUAGAAACAAGACAAAUCCAAUGUUGACCUUUGUAGAACUUACCAGUCAGUGAUCAAAUAAUCACCACCUCGCACGCCAACUUUGGCAAGACCCUGCCUCUCCUCUACCCCUGAAUACAAAUCUUGUGCAUUGGUUCCUCCAGGAAGACUUCAGACUGAAUGGGGAUGUUGGGAGAGUAAGUUGCCAUGAGUACUAGCUGGAGUCCCAACACUGGAAGCUGUCUGGCUCUGAACAGCCAGAUACAGGUCUUUGUUCAAGAAUGGUUACAAGGAGGACGCCAAAGGUAGAAUGAGAGAGUAGGGUCUGAGUGCUUGCAGAAUACACAACUCCCUCCCCUCCCUGUUUACUCUAACUUCAGUGUUCCAUUCAAAUACAGUAUGAGUGGGAGCUGCAAGUCCUUGGGAGCCGAGGACUUGGACUUUGGUCCACCUUGUAACCUGCUGCUGCACAAGUGUGUGUCCCGUGGACAGCCCCAAAUUGCCACUCACAGCAGCAAGCCAUUUUGGAAGGACUGUGACCAUUCAGUAAUGAAGUAAUAGUAUUUAUUAGUGAGGUAUACUCUUUAAUAAAUUUUGUGCCAAAAUGCAUGUUUUCCCACUUAGCAUUCAAAAUGUUGUGUAGAGAGUAGUUUUCAAUUUCUUAUGUGUUCUUCCAAGUAAACUGGAAAUAAGUUUUCACAUCUUACUCUACAUCUUACUCUGUUUCUUGUUAAAUCUGCUACACCUCCCAAGCUUUUUUUUCCCAGCAGACCCUGCAUGCAGUUAUGUGAGGAUUUUUCUCUAACAUUUGUAAAUUGUCUCAUCUGCAAUAACCAUGGAACAUCAUCCCUCCUUGGGAUUCUUUAGAUUUUUGGUGAAGUAUUUUGUUACCUCAGUCUUGUAUCAAGUUGCUGUAUUUUUCAGCUUGUUACACUGAUAAUUGUUUCACUAAUUAAAUACUUUCAUGUACAGACAUCUUUGUUUACUUUGAAAUUAAAUGUGUUUUCCAAUAAA